AUGGGUCGCUGGUUGACGCCGCAUAUUCAGGAGUGCAUGCUUAAUCCACCUGCAGCAAUCCACCACUUCACCAAAGCUGAAGUCCGCCGACUUCUAGAAAUUGCAGCUGGACUAAAUCAUAAUUUGGCGAAAGCUGAGAGGAGUCAAUCUCUGAGUGGACUGGCAGCAGAGAGGGAGCAAAAACCUAAGAGUCUCCAGGACGCCACAUCGGCUGGGUACUUCAUUCGUAUAAGUCACUGCAGCCCCAAAGACGCUGAUGGAGGAAAUCUUCAGCCUGUUAACAACAUGCGCGAAGCACUCGUGAAGCUUGUUUCUUCGAAGCGGACCGUCCAGGCACUUUUGAGUCUGUUCUAUCGACUUAGUCAGGACACGAAAUCCCCGGAUAACCAGCUCUACUUCUUCCCAUAUUACGCCCACCUCGACCGCUUGAGCGAGUGGCGAUGCUACGUCAAUGAAGGCCACAUCGUCGCCAUCAGCCAGAGCAGGUUCUAUCAGCCAAAUCACGUCGGUAUCACAGAUGAGAUGCUGGGUAGGCUGGCAUCUCAAGCGCGGCACCUCUGGUCACGAAUCGCACCUGAUCUGAACUUCAAGAGCUGCAUCCUAGAUGUCUACGCAGAGGUCCUCGAUCCCGAGUUCGAGGUCAAGCUCAUUGAGAUUAACCCCUGGGGAGCUCACUCCGGCUCAGGCAGUUUACUCUUUCACUGGCUCGAUGACGCGGAAAUCCUUGAUCCUCAACAGCACGACAGCACGACUAUGAUAAGACUCGUAGAAGCAGGCGAGGCGAAAGCCCUCACGCGCGAUGAGGCGUUUCAGAUUGGUCGGGGUGGGAUUAUUGAGGACGAGCUGCGAUGUUUGAGGGAGAGAGGGCUUGAGUGGGUUCUGGAGGAUGAUAGACAUGCUGAAUUUAUGGCUUUACCUGUGCCGGAUGGGCAGUCUGGGCUUACGACGAGGAAAGAUGGUCUUGAGAUGUUUCGGAAAGGAUUAGAUGGGGAGGUCACGGGGGUCAGGUCGAGGAAUCACCCGCGAUUCCUCAAGUUGAAAAGGGCAUAUGAAGCUAGCCGUUGA
Molecule: messenger RNA, 1065 nt
Organism: Colletotrichum costaricense
Lineage: Eukaryota; Fungi; Ascomycota; Sordariomycetes; Glomerellales; Glomerellaceae
Exons: 1
Coding region: 1-1065 (354 amino acids)
Cellular component (GO): cytoplasm
Source: RefSeq, a predicted model, not a curated record